Messenger RNA from Ostrea edulis (European flat oyster), 8587 nucleotides. RefSeq names its product microtubule-associated tyrosine carboxypeptidase-like. The record is from RefSeq and is a predicted model, not a curated record. The transcript has 6 exons. Bases 183 to 2219 code for a protein of 678 amino acids. Lineage: Eukaryota; Metazoa; Mollusca; Bivalvia; Ostreida; Ostreidae.
UAAAUGUGACGUCAUUGCACUUCCCUGGCGACUAUGUUAUUUUGAUAUGGCGGCAGAUUUUUUAUUUUGCAGAAUAUGCAAAAUUCUGAAUGAUGCAGACCUAUAGGGCCUACCCACUUUAAGGAGAUUCUCUGUGGUGGCCGUUUAUCUGGCAGUCAUACACAACUGUUCUGGGUUUAAACAUGACCAAGAAAUACCAGCAACGAGCUUUCUCUGGAGGUAAAUCCACUAACAUAAAAACCCUAGAACAGCAACCAGCCAAGUUUGCCACUGCAAUCUGUCCUUUGAACUUGGAAGAGCAGAAAGAGCGAUUUUUAAAACAUGGGAGGCUACCAAAAUUUGUGUUGAAAGGCUCCGAGGAAGAAAUCGAGCACCUUUACAACAAAGCCAGUAAUCAGAUUAGAUUUGAUCUAUUUGGAGAAGCUGAACACAUUUUGAAUGUUGUGAAGCAAAAAUACGGAGAUGGUCAUAAAUACCUGGAAGCUAUGUAUGGAGAGAAAAUUACCAAAGAUGCAGCCAAUGAUAUCUUAUUGGAGUACCUUAAGGAAAAUAAAUUAGAUGGAGCCAUGAGCAUUAUAUGGUGUACUAAUUUAGCUUCAAGUGCCAGAAUGAUGUGGGUUGGCCCACAUGCAAAAUACAACAAACCAGAAGCAAGGAGUUACUCUUUCUGGAUCAAGAACACGGAUGACAACAACUUCCUCAGGGAGUGUGGAAUCCGAUGCCUGGCAGACCACGAAAUAGGAACACAUUUCUUUCGAUCUUUUAACGAUGGUUUACAGCCUUGGUUUAUGGACAGGAAGCGCUUUGGUGUUCGAGGUCUGGGGAGUUUGGAACAGCUUCGGACAGAGGAGGGGCUGGCCUGUAUCAACACAGUGCUGAAUGCCAAAGUCCGAUACCUAUGGAGCUCAGCUCUUCAGUAUUAUGCGGCCUGUAAAUCAGCAGAGAUGACAUUUAAGCAGCUGUUUGAUCACCUUACCGUGUUUGUCAAAAGCCCAGACCACAGAUGGCGCCUUUGCAUGAGAAUUAAACGAGGAUUGAUAGAUCCCAAUGAUUUGGGUGGUUAUGGAAAAGAUCAGUGCUAUUUUGAGGGUGCUGUGGAAAUAUUACGCAACAUAGACAACAUUGAUUUCCAGGUUUUGAUGAGUGGUAAAAUGUGUGUGGAUGAAAUGAGCAGGUGCAAACGGUUAGCACGACAAGACUGUCUCCGCAUGCCAGCCUUUAUGAAAAAUGAGACAAAGUACAAAAAGAAUCUCAAAGCUAUUGCAAAUUUGAAUGGUUUGAAUACUCCUCGGCCACGUAUUCAUCCCCCAAUAGCUUAUAUACAACGUCUAAAAAGGGGGCGAAGAAUUGGCCCCGAGAACUCUCGCAAGGUGAGAAAAAAAUAUAGGAAAGGGAGAGGUGGUAAAUUUCGGGUUAAAGGUCAAAGUUCUGAUAGCUUUUCAUCUGAAGCCACAGAGAGUGAGUGUGAGGAGGGUAGUUGCACUAGUUUGAGAUCUAAAACUGAAGCACAAGAAAUGCAGGGAGGGGAGACAAUAAAAAGAUUUCCGACAGAGUCCAGUGCUGACAGUGGCAUUUCUUCCGAUCUUGACUUGCCUCACCAUGAUGCAGGUCUAGAUCCCUCUGAAGCUAAAUUAAGAUCUAAUAACAACAAUGAAAUUCUUAAUGAUUUGUCUGAAGAUUGUCCCGCUUCUCGUUUAUCUCCUACUUCACUGUCUGGGUCCAUUUGGAGCUUGAAGUCGGUAACAACCAACACAAACAGCAACAUCUGUACCACUGUUAUCCACCAGGACCAGUGCCCUGACCAGAGCCCUGACCAGUGGAGUAGCCGGUCUGAGGUAACGCUGCAUGGCUCGCAGACUGAAAGCGGAUUGUCUGGGUUUUCUUAUCUAACUGAUUUUGGCGUGAAAAAGUUGAAGUCAAUUUACCCCGACUCUGUCUAUAAAAAUUCACAUUCUCCAGAAUUGUGCUCCAGUGUAUCAAGAGUUGUCAAAAUCUUUGAGUCUGGCAGAGAAAAUUUCAUAUACCCUGAAAAGUGUAGUUUAUUGGACAGUGAAGAUAAUGUUCGUUGUACCAAAUCUGCCAUAGAAAGUGCGUUUACUUCAUGUGUUCAAACUGAGAGAGAGUGUUCCUUUUCUCCGUUUCCUAAGUUGUUAACGAGGCGGGCGAGGUCUGCCUCCAAUAGAUUACCCUCAGACUCCACAAAAAUUGUGCCAAAGUAAUCAAAGAUUAUGCAAUUCUGGAGAUAAUGAAUUUUCAUACAGAGAACUGAAUGUACAGUACACAAUAUUUUUUAAGGAGGCAACUCCUCAUUUCAGAAACACAUGAUUGUGACAUUUUUUUAACUGAUGGUGAGCAUUUUUGAUCUUAACACUGCAUGGCUGAAUGUAUUGACACGUUUCAUGAUAUCAUCAGCAUUUACAUUCAUGUGAUUGUUCUAUUUUAAUAGUCUAGUCAUCAUCAUUUGUAUUUUUAAUAGUUUUUAUAUAUUUUUUUUUAGAUAUAAUUGUUAAAAGUAAAUUGGAUACACAGUUGUCUACAACAUUGUCUGCUUUGAUGCUGUUACGUCUUUGUUACAUGUAUACAAUAUUCACUUUGUCAUAGCUGCUAUAUCUGUGUGUCAAAGGUUUAGUUGAAAGAGUUUUAAAAAUACUAAAAGAAUCAUUCAUGUGAUAAAAUCUGUGUCAGUCUAUAUUAUAAUUUUUACUUCUCCUCUUUCUAAUUGAAUGAUAUACCAAGUCUUUCAUCAGUACAAAUGGAUGUUGAAGUGUUUAGAAAUUUGAUUGUAAACAAAUUAUCCAACAAAAUUAGUAUAUUUAGUGAUCUUUUUGAUAUAUUAAUAAUUAAUUAAUUGAGACUAUUAAAGAUUUGCUUUAGCUCGUUUUUAUCAAGGUAAUUUUUAUACAUGUAUAGGGUAAAUUAUUUAUUAUUUUUGAUACAUUGUAUAAUUUGUCUAAUAAUAAGUUUGAAAACUGUGCAUUGUAAAGCCUGCAUUGCAUAUUACAGAGCAGUGUACAAAAUGGUGAUGUUAGUUCACCAAAGUCAUUCUGGGUAAGUUUUUUUUUUAUGAAUGGAAGUUUCACUUUUGGUUGCAUGUAGUUUGGUAAAUGGAAUACUAAACUUUUGUAAAUGGUGGCUGUUGUAAGAUCGUAUCUAGUAGAAUUUUUCUUUUUCCUGUCGUUAUUCGUGACAUUGUCUUCGGGUGUUUUGUUUUUCUACAGUCAAAGUCGGUGUACCAAAAAGGACAAUUACUUGUUCACAACAUUAGCUUUAAUAGUGCCCAAUGGAAAUUUGUUUUUCAAUCUGUAGGUGGUAAUUUUAAAUGCUUCAGUGAUAGAGUUUUUUGUCUCAAGCUCAGUCGUCCUUAUUUUCUUUUAUUUUAAUUUUUAGUAGAAAUUAUUUUCUGCAUAAUAUAGGUAUAAUGAUUUAUUUUAUGUAUAUAUAUGUAUUACCCUUUUCUCCUUUUCUCAAAAUCUUUUACUUUUAGGGAUAUAUUUGAGAAUUUUCAAUGAUAUAAUCUUGUUUCUGUCAAAAGAAAUUUUUAUUAUUAUAUUGGUAUUUUACCUGGUCUGUUUUAGAGUUUCCAUAUUUUGGUAGUUCCUAACUGUGGCAAGUAAAAGUAAAAAAUGUAAAGUAUUAACAAAGGUAGUUCAUAAUGAACAUUACUAUUGUAGCAAAAAAGGGGGAUAAAAAUCUUUUAAUUUGUUCAAUUGGAGGUUGAACCUGGGGCCCUUGCAUUACUAGUUAGAUAAUCCAUCCACUGAGCUAACCAGGCCGAUAUGUGAAGUUUAGCGAUAUUACUACAAUAUAGAAAUUUAAAUCUAUUUUUGGAAAUCAUACACGACUCCUCAUAUUAAGGAGAUGAAAAAAAAAUUUAGGGGGAAAAAUACAAGAAACAUCACAUAUGUAACCUUAAAUCAAGAACUAAGAAAAUUUUAGUCUUUCAAUCUUGAAUUUUUCAUGAUUUUAUUUAAGUUUACUUGAGCUAUAAGUUCAUGUGAGCUUUUUUUAUUACACUUUAUCUGUCUAAUUGGCAGUCUCUCCAUCUGUCUGUAAACUUUACACAUUUUUGAUUUCUUCUCCAGAACCAUUUGGCCAUUUUCAACCAAACUUGCCAUAAAGCAUCCUUGGGAUAAGGGCCAGUUUAGAAUUGUUACACUCAUUUCAAAGGAGAGAUAGUUAAGAAAUGAUGAAAAUAUGAAGACAUCUUUUAAAAUUCUUCUAUUGAACCACUGGACCAGAAGAGAAAAACUUAUGUAAAAACUUCCUUAAUGAAUGAUUCCUAAUUGUUCAAAUGAUGGCCCCUUGGGGUAGGGUGAGGCCACAAUAUGGGAUCAAAGUUUUACAUGGGAAUAUAUAUAAAACAAACUUUUAAAAACUUCUCAAGAUUAUGAGGACCAUGAUUACUUAUAUUAGCAUGCAAUCAUCCUAAGGUAGUGCAGAUUUAAGUUUGUUUAAUUCAUGGCCCAGGGGAGGUAGGAUGGGACUUCAAUAGGGGAUAAAAAUUUUACAUAAAAAUAAUUAUGAGAAAAUCUUUACAUAUCUUAUUUACUUAUUUUCAAGAGCAGCAAUGCCAUGAUUAGUCAUAUCAAUAUGCAAGCAUUCUUCAGGUAGCACAGAUCAAUGCCCCAGAAUAUGUAGGAAACUGUAAUUAAAAAAAAAAAUCUUCUCAAGAGUUGUAGGGCCACACAAAAUCAUAUUAAUAUGCAAACAUUACCAAGUUGUGUGGACUCAUUUUUUCUUCUUCAGAUUAUGGGCCCUGGGGGUUAGAGUGGGGCUAGAAUCAAGGAGCAAAUUUUCACACGAUACAUUACUUACAUUAAUAGGGGGGGGGGGGGAUCUUCUCCAUAACAGCAAGGCUAAGCUAGUAAUAUUGAUGCAUCCCAAUGUUGUGUUGGUUCAGUCUUUUAAAAAAUUUCUGAUGGAAAACAACAGGACCAAGUUAGCAUUGUGGCCCAUGAGCCUCUUGUCAUUUUAGUAGUAUAAAGAAUUUUGUAACAUGUAUUUUUGAUUUUUAUUCUUUACAAAUGUAUACUUUUGAGAAUUGCCAAUGUACACUGUAUGUAAAAUUUUGUACAAAGAUGUGCUUUGUACUAUGAAAUCUUAAUUGCAAUUAUAUGUUUGUAUGUUUAUAAAAUAUUUCUCUCACAGAAGUAAGUUCUUAUUACAAACUUUCUUCUCAUCUGAUAGAAAUUUUAAUUGUAUUUGCAAAUGUUUUGCACAUCUUAUAUUUAAUAUGUUCAAAAUUAGUUAAAUUAGUCCUUUCAAUUUUUCCCCCCAUUUACAUUACAUGUUGUUUGUCAUGGAUAGUGGCAUAUUCUAUAUAAUGUGACCAUUCAACAUGUUUCUUCAUACACAUUUUCUUUAAUGUUGAAUUGAUAUCUCAUUUCCCCCUCAUCUUGAUACGCAAUUUGUUUUACGUUUGGUCAGAAGUCAAUCAUCAAUGUAUUGGCCUUUGUUUUGUUUGUUUUUUUUUUUUUGUUUUUUUUAUACUUCUGAUGUCUAUGUAAGUGUAUUUUCAAACAUGGACAGUUUGUGAACAUAUUUAUUGUCAUACUUAUUCUUGUGGAGAAUCUGAGGGAUGAAGACUGUUCGUUCAUUAAACAUAAUUGAGUAAAUUAUGUAAAUGUAGACACCCCCACCCCCACCCCCUAAGAAGUCCAGCAUUGAUAGGCACUUUAUAAAUGUAAUAUAGAUUAUUUGAUGCUAUAUACAAAUAAUGUAUAUGUAAUAUUAGUCUUCAGUGGGGUGUUUUCUUCAUUUUUUGGGGUCAUUUUUAUAUUAACAGCAUUACUUAGAAGCUGUGGAUUAAAUGAUUAGUCACAGAAUGCCAUUGGAUACCUAUUUAGUUCUUGAACUAUCGCUCUUUAGUAGUGAGUCCAUUAUCAUAUUCAAAUUUACAUAAAAACAUCAAACAUAAAAAAUAUUAUAUCUUCCAGGUUAUUGAUUUGGAAUUAGGAAUUCAUCGUAACUGUUUGAAAGUGAAUUUAUUGCUUUGGUGAUCCAGCAAAUUUCAACAUUAACAAAGAGUGCAUCUCUCACAUUAUUUAACAUUUUAUGCUUUAUUAACAGUAGUUGGUGACCUUAGGAAGAGUGAAAGCUUAAGCAUAUCAAUAAAUAAUGCAAUUAGUUAAUAUUUUAAAUGUUUUAACAUUGAAAAUAUAUUAUCGUUAUUGAUCUACCAUUUGCACACAAUUUGAGGCACUUAUUAACAAAAAUCUAAAUAAAGGGCCUUUCAUUUCUUUUUCAGAAAAUUAGCUGUUGGCCACUACGAUUGCUAUGCAAGUAGGUGGUAGUGAAAUUUUUGUUACAGACUGUAUGAGCCAGACCACUGAGAGUGGUAGUGAAUUUUUGUUACAGCCUGUAGGAGCUAAGAUCUUGGCUUUGUUGCUUUGUGUCAUUUUGGACUUGUGGAAAUGACAUUUAUCUAUUCUAAAGUAUCUAAACUUACUGCCAUAGGAAAUAUUGGCCCUGUGAAAUUUAGUGCAAACUGCCAUAUGACGAUGUGUACCGGUAAACUGCAGAAUCUUACUCACUGAUAUCUGCUUAAAAAGUAAUUGUUAUAGUAGAAUUCAUAUACAUGUAGCAUUACUUUAUUAAAAAUUUAAAUGUCUUUCCUAAGAAAAGCUAAAAAGAAUUUGCAAGUAUCCUGAUACAAUUGAAAACAAAUUCAGAUAAGUUAGGUUGCUUAUCACAGCAUUUGGUUAUUGCUUAGAUAUAUUAGAAGGCUAGCUUUUGACAACUUGAAGGUUUAAUGUCAAGAUAUUCUUGGCACCUUGUGACUACUAAACCGUCGAUAUAAAGAAUUUUUCCUGUCCCUCUUUCACUAAACUGAAGCCAUCUGAAAUUAAUUCUGUGUUUAACGUCAGAUCAAAACUUACAAGAGAGGGAGGAAAAAUAUAAACCAAAAAAAGUUUCAAACAAAUCAUUUAUCAAUUAAAAUUUAUUUGUAUAGGGAGAAAUUGAAAACAAUUCAUAUGUACAUAUUGAUAUUUGAGUCUAGAUGUUGAGCAUGUAUUUUGUCAUCAAAAGUAAAACUUAAUGCCUAAUUUGAAUAAGAAUUUCUUUGUUUUUGUCAAAGGGUGAUUUCACCAAAAACUACAUGUGUGGUCGACGUUAAAUGUAUAAUUAAUUCAGGACAGCCAUAUGGUGAAUAAGUAGAUCUCUGAUAUAGUUUAGUUUUACAACAAUCCUUCUUAUUUGAUAUACAUUGUUUAGAAAAACUUGGAAUCCAACAUUUAGAAUAUUGUUCUCUUGAUAUAUUGGUAAUAUUGAAAGUUUGUGUAAAGGCUUGAUAAUUGGUAUAGCUUAAUAUUUACAAUAUUUAUUUUUACUUCAAGCUGAAAAUGCUAAAAUAUAGUUGAAUGUUCAUAAUAUAAUUGUUAAAGUCUGAAAUAGUGGAAUAAAGAGUUCAAUAACAUGCUUUAUAAACAUUAAGAUUAACCAAUAUUAAUUACAAUUUGUUGUAAUUUUUGUGUAGUGAUGGUAUAAUGUGUGUGUUCGGUAAGGAUUUAAUGAUUUGCCUGACUAGCGUGUAAUUCAAUUAAUAUUUUUUCACUAAUGUGCCAAAGUUUAUACCUGUUUACGUUUUUUUUUUUUUUUACAUACUUGCAUAUAUUAAAAAAAAUCUCAUACAUUAAACCAAUGCAGCGAUGGUGUUACAAUAUUAGAUACAUUUUUGUAUAAAAGAUGGAGAAAAUAAUCUAUAAAUAGUGCCUUAAUGAAUGCAUUUUAUUAUAGCCAUGACUUCCCGAAGAGUGAAAAGCUCCCACCUAUAGCUGUGAACAGACAGUAACUCUUUCCCUGUCAGGCAUCUUCUAACUCUGUUUUACAUGUCUGUGUGCCAUGACAUUUGACAAUGUUAUAUCUGUGAUAUAGUCACGUAGUGUUUGUGUAUUUCAACACUCUCUACUCAGAAUCAAAAGGUCUCAUUUUGUUCUUGUUGUGUAAUUUUUCGUCCAGUUGUGUGCAAAUGAAGUAGAUUGGGUUUUUUUUUUUGUUGUUGUCAUAAUCAAGUUAAUUUAUAAGUAGCACUAGAUUUUAGUGUGAAGUUGUUGAUGUCAUAUUUUGUUAUUUGUUUAUUUUAUAUAUACAAGUUUAUCAUGAUUCAAAUUGUAUUUGGGGUCAUUUCUUUAGCAUUGAUUAUGUAAUUAAAAUGUUUUCAGCUAGUACAAGUGAUGCAAUGAUUAUAACGGAACCUCAAGAUUCUUAAACAACUUUGACAUGUAUUUUUUUUCCACAUAUACAUAUUUAAUAUAGGGUAUAAGACUUCAUACAAGUCUGUAAUUGCGUUUUAAAAAAAAAAAAUUGAAUGAUAAUCGGCAAAGGUUUCAAUGGUUGUGGUACAGAUGUAAUCUCCGAGAAAUUCCAUACACAUGUAUUUCAUUGUACGUAUAAAUUAUCUGACAAUGAGUAUAUUUUAUUUUUACUCUGUAAGCAGCAAUUGCCAAAAAAAAAAGUUUUAUUAAGAAAGUUAUGUGUAAACCAUAUACAGACUGGUAUAAAGAAUCAUAGGUUUGACUACUAUGCAGCUUUUAGAAGUUUUACAUACAAAAGUGCUAUAUUGACAAUAAAAUUUAGUCAAAUUCAA